CACACGUUACUGGCACACAGGUCAAUGACAGCACCUGUAUCAAAAUUAUUGGAAGGUAUUCCCGGUUUAUUGGAUUUUUCGAAGAUUCCGAUUUUCGUUGUUCAACCGACGACGUUGUUUAUGUUUCGUCAGUUAAACACUUCUCCUCUGUAGAAACCCAACCAGUCGGCGUGAAUCGUGUAGAUAUAUAUUUUUUUUACUUAGCUAUUUGUAUUAUGUGUAUUCUUUAUUUAGCUUUGUUGUGUACUAAGUGUACUAGUGUAAUGAAGUACAUCUUGCAACCCUAUAUAAUGCUUCUUCUGGAGGUUUAGAAAUCUAUUGAAAAUUUAGCCUAUUCUGUUUAUUGCUUUUAUCUGUCUCAAUGGCUGGUUCUAAGAUCCAAGCCUUCUGGAACCACCCUGCUGGCCCUAAAACCAUUCACUUUUGGGCUCCAACAUUCAAAUGGGUGAUCAGCAUCGCUAAUGUUGCUGACUUCUCAAAACCACCUGAACAGCUCUCCUAUCCUCAUCAAACUGUUGUUGCAAUCAGUGGACUCAUUUGGUCUCGCUACAGCACGCAGAUCAUCCCCAAAAACUUGAAUCUUGUUAGUGUCAAUCUCACAAUGGCUGCGACGGGCUUUUAUCAACUGUCACGCAAAAUUCAGCAUGAUUACUAUCCUGAGCCAGAACCAGCUGAGGCAAAAGAAUGAAGAUGAUGAAAAAUGAAAAUAAGUUGGAAAUUUCCAAGUACAUGAGUCUUAUGGACGCAUUGUAGAUUUCAAAAGGGAGAAAAAGUACAUGCUCCUAUGCGAUUUCCCAUGUGAAAAAAAAAAUUUACAUUCGUUGUUGUAAUAUGUGAUGGUGAUUACAGUGGAUAAUGAGAUUCUGAUCGACUGGAAAUGGAAGCAUGACCAUUUGGGAGAUUUCUAUA
This is a messenger RNA of Rhododendron vialii, 909 nucleotides long. RefSeq names its product mitochondrial pyruvate carrier 4-like. Bases 362 to 688 code for a protein of 108 amino acids. The record is from RefSeq and is a predicted model, not a curated record. Gene Ontology annotation, biological process: pyruvate import into mitochondria. The transcript has 5 exons. Lineage: Eukaryota; Viridiplantae; Streptophyta; Magnoliopsida; Ericales; Ericaceae. Gene Ontology annotation, cellular component: mitochondrial inner membrane.